Molecule: messenger RNA, 1551 nt
Organism: Theileria annulata
Lineage: Eukaryota; Apicomplexa; Aconoidasida; Piroplasmida; Theileriidae
Product: serine/threonine protein phosphatase, putative
Exons: 8
Coding region: 1-1551 (516 amino acids)
Cellular component (GO): nucleus; cytosol
Molecular function (GO): protein serine/threonine phosphatase activity; protein binding
Source: RefSeq, a predicted model, not a curated record
AUGGUUGAAAUUUUUUCUAUUGGCAAGAAUAACAAGGCUCAGGCCUUGGAAAAGGCCGAAUUAAAAAAAUUAGAAGGGAAUAGAUCCUUUUCUGAAAACAACUUCAUAUCGGCAAUUGAACACUAUUCAGAAUCCAUACGCCUAGUAGAGGACUCCCAUUUAGUUUCCAAUUUAAAAAAGGAAGGAUAUAAUUGGAUCACCCCUGAACUCAGGAAGACAAAUCUCCACCAAUACUAUUCAAACCGUGCUAUUUGUAACAUAAAGAUAGAAAAUUAUGGUUCCGCAAUCUCCGACGCCAACGUGGCAAUUCAACUCAGGCCUGAUUUUUUUAAGGCUUAUUAUCGUAGAGGCUGCGCAUAUCUCUGUUUGCUAAAGUUUCAGGAUGCAGAAACAGACUUUUUGAAGGUUCUUUCCCUGUGCAACGAUCCUACAGCUAGGAUGAAGUUGAAAGAGUGUAAAAAGAUAAUUCGUGAACAGAAGUUUUCCGAAGCUAUAACCAGAGAGUCACCUCCACCCUUACAUGAAACCAUCAAUGUCGACUCUAUUCAAGUUGACCAGGGUUAUACCGGCCCAGCAUUUUCAUUUAAGGAGCCAAUCAAUCACCUUGAUAAGUCGUACCUUUUCCACAACACCUUGGAGUAUCUCAAGGUUCCCGGAAACACUAUUCACAAGAAGUAUGUGUGUAUGAUAAUAUUGGAGGUGAUAAAAAUAAUAAGGGAGUAUGAAUCUGUUGUCGAUCUUAAUAUAUACCCGUGUGAUGAGUUAACUGUUUGCGGUGAUAUUCAUGGUCAGUUCUAUGAUUUGUUGAACAUUUUCUCCAUUAACGGAGAACCUACUGAUGAAAACAGUUAUUUGUUUAACGGGGAUUUUGUCGACAGGGGUUCAUUUUCUUUUGAGUGUGUUUUUACUUUGUUUCUCGCCAAGGUCUUAUUUCCCUCUUCUUUCCACAUUGUUAGGGGGAACCAUGAAACUGAAGCCCUUAACAAGUGUUACGGGUUUAAGGGAGAAAUUUUGAACAAGUAUGAUGAGAAAGUAUACAAUCUCUUCUGCGAAUCUUUCCGAUACUUACCACUAGGUUACCUAAUAAAUAAAAAGGUUCUCGUUAUCCACGGAGGACUGUUUGGCACUGAAAACGUCACUAUUGAAGACCUCAAAAAGAUAGACAGGUUCAAAGAACCUUCAGAUUCAGGAUUAAUGACAGACAUGCUAUGGUCUGAUCCCAAACCUUCCAAUGGAUUAUCACCAUCCAAGAGGGGUGUAGGUUUUGAAUUUGGGCCCGACAUAUCUAACUCAUUCAUAUCGAAAAACAACCUUUCAUACAUUAUAAGGUCUCAUGAGGUAAAGCAGGAAGGUUACGAGGUUGAACACGAUGGCAAGGUUAUCACCAUUUUCAGCGCUCCAAACUAUUGCGACCAAAUGGGAAACAAAGCAGCCUUCAUAAGGAUUAAAGGUGAUACUCUUGAGCCGAGGUUUACACAGUUUGAGGCUGUUGAACACCCUCCCAUAAGAGCCAUGCAUUACGCAAAUCCGCUAUUCAGUGGAAUUUAUUAA